UUGGCGGGGGCUCGCCGGCUCUUCCGGACUGUGGGAAGGGGCUGCGCCGGUCCGCUGAGCGAGGCGGGAGUGCAGCUGGCUUUUCAAGGGGCGCCUUGAGGGCAUGGCGGCGUUGCAGUUCGCCGGGCUGGACGACACGGACAGCGAGGAGGAGCUGCCGCCCGGCUGGGAGGAGCGCACCACCAAGGACGGCUGGGUCUACUACGCCAAUCAUUUGGAGGAGAGAACUCAAUGGGAUCAUCCAAAAUCUGGGAAACGGAAAAGAGUUGCUGGAGACUUACCGUAUGGAUGGGAACAGGAGACAGAUGAAAAUGGACAAGUCUACUUUGUGGACCAUAUAAACAAAAGGACCACAUUCCUUGAUCCCAGAAUGGCAUUCACAGUGGAAGAUAAUCCCAUGAAAACCAACGUGAAACAGAAGUAUGACGGCAACACCACUGCAAUGGAAGUCUUAGAGGGCCGAGACCUGAGUGACAAAGUGAUCAUCAUCACAGGGGCAAAUACAGGAAUAGGCUUUGAAACAGCAAAAUCCUUUGCCCUCCACGGUGCCCAUGUUAUUCUCGCCUGCCGAAACACCUUAAGAGCUGAUGAGGCCGUGCGCCAGAUCUUGAAAGAAUGGCACAAAGCCAAGGUAGAAGCAAUCACCUUAGAUCUUGCAUCUCUUCAAAGUAUAUGGGAAUUUGCUGAAACCUUCAAAUCUAAGAAUCUAGCUCUCCACGUGCUAGUCUGCAAUGCUGCUGUGUUUGGUCUUCCUUGGCAAUUAACUGAAGACGGCCUGGAGAGGACCUUCCAGGUGAAUCAUUUGGGACACUUUUAUCUCAUUCAGCUCCUCAAAGAUGUUCUUUGCCGCUCAGCUCCUGCAAGAGUUGUGAUGGUCUCUUCUGAAUCACACAGGUUCACAAAUAUUAAAGAGAACUCAGGAAAACUUGACUUCAACUUGCUGUCACCAUCAAAGAAAGAUUAUUGGGCUAUGUUGGCCUACAAUAAAUCUAAGCUUUGCAAUAUUCUUCUAUCAAAUGAACUGAAUCGUCGGCUUUCCCCCCAUGGAGUUAUCUCCAAUGCAUUGCAUCCUGGAAAUAUGAUCUACACAUCCCUUCAUCACAACUGGUGGUUGUACACCCUCCUGUUUACUCUGGCUCGGCCUUUCAGCAAGUCACUGCAACAAGGAGCUGCCACCACUGUCUACUGUGCUGUCGCAGCAGAACUGGAAGGCCUGGGAGGGAUGUAUUUCAACAACUGCUGUCGCUGCGUGCCAUCGCAACAGGCGCAGAACGGAAUGGAUGCGGCUGCCUUGUGGGACCUCAGCGAGAAGCUGAUCCAGGAAAGAAUUGGCAGGCAGGGCAAAAGAAAGUACUGGACAUUAAUUGCAAAUAACAAUCAAUUACUAAAGUCUGGCUCUCCAGUUCCACUUAAUUUCAGAAGUGCACAAAAACAAUGCGAGAUGGACCCCUGGAUUUAUAAACAGCAUAGAAAAAAAUGCAAUCAAGAUUGAAAUGUUUUCCUGUGUUUUGAUUAAAGUGAGGGCUUUAAUGCCGGCCAUCUGGAUGCCUAGAUGGACUAUGAAAGGCAAAAUCUCUCCGAAGGUUCAAUUAUCUCACCUUGCCAAGAUUAAGGAAACUCCAGGGGGAAAAACUUUGGAAGAACCCACUGUGAAAAUGAAGGAGUCCAAAGCCUUUCAAAUGAUUCCCUUCCUUACCUUUGGCCUGAAUAUUUAGCAGAUUAACAGCCAGGAUAAAACCUGAAGGAGGUGACAGCCUGAUUUGCUGAUGAAAAAUCUUUAGCGCUGAAUGGCUUAUUGUUUUAUACACUAGAGAAGCGGAAAAGCUACAGGUGUGUCUCCUAAUACAAAGAGAAAAGAAAACAAGAGAUUGGAAACCAUUGUGUAAGGAAGGAAUAAAUAGAUCGUGGUUCGUUUUGCACCCAGGUCGUUGUGACACUGAAACAUUUGUAUAGAUCACUUAAAAAAAAGGAAGAAUUGAUUGACAAAGCUAUCCCACUACUCUGUAUCCUAACGCAAUACACAAAAUUGCAGAAAUCUUAUGAGGCUCCCCAAUUACUUUGGCUAGGUUAAAAUGUGAAACUUUCAUUACAGAAGUUACAUAGCCAUGAAAGCCAGUUGGGUGAUCUUGGCUGAUCACUCUCUCUCUCUCUCUCUCUCUCUCUCUCUCUCAUGGGUGGAAGAAUGUAGAAGAGCAGGCAGAGCUGGAGGGUGGAGUUAAAUGCCUCAUCAGUUUAGAAUCCUAACAUUGCCACAAGAGAUCCAACACCAGUUUAGUGCUGAAUGUUAGUCGAUCAAAUUCUUAUGCAUGGGUGUCAGCAAUACAUCUUUCUGAGCUACAACUCAAGCUAUGAUCCUGAUCCUUUGUGCCUGACAAAGAGCCACCAUUUAGUUGAUGGUGAUAUAAGAGGAAGCUAAGUCCUCAGAAGGAAUGUGGGUGUGGUAAACAUCUCAGGAGGGGCCCUCCCUAGUCUCUUAGACAGUAAAAGUGGGUCAGGAGGGAAGAUGCACUUUCAAGUUCUUUUAAUGUAACCUUGCAAUAAAAUCAGAAUGAAUACUUCUAUGUGUGCUUCUUCUUUGGACUACCCUACAAGGUUCUCCUGUAUCACUUGUCUGGCUUGGACUUCGUAGGCUUCUCUCCUUCCCUUGCUUUUUCAUCCUCUUGAUGUCUUUGAUCUCGAAAUACUGUUUGACUGGCAAUCCACUGAGUGAUAACCUGUAGUCUAGAGAUUUCCUUUUGAUUUACUAGUUUAGCUUCAAUGAAACCUCUUAUGUACAUCAAUGAGAAAGGAGCAAAGUUGGAUCUGCUUUUGUGGCUCCCUUGAAAGAUGAAGGAAACCGAGUGAUAUCAUAGUUCCAGCUGCCAGCACGACCCCCAGAUAGACGAGUAAAUAUGAAUUUUAGAGGAGGUCAGCACAACGGCCAAUCCUGCACAAUAACUCAUCCCAUUAGGAUGACAGAAGUAUUAGAAAGUAUUCUCUCAUCUUUAUUCCCUCUGGAAGAGCCUUAGCUGUUCUUAACUAUCCUUCACUCCCCAAGAAAAGCAACGGGUGGGAGACAGUAAAUACAUUUAAGUAACUAAAACAUUGGGGGUGGCUUGUCUCGUCUGUCAAGGAAUAGAAUUGAUGGCAGUCAGAAUCAAUUCCAUACCUACUUGUCCAGGCAGCCUACUCAUGUUUACCCAUUUUCUUUUCUAGUGCUAACUGCUUACAAUGCAAGGCUGAGCCAAUGUUGGCCUGUGGGUUUUUGUUUUGUUUUAAUUUUAAAAAUGUUGAUUAUUAUAGCACAUGACUGUCCACCCCAGUGAUAACUGAGGGAGCUAUUUUUGAACAGGCAGUGAAAAUCAGCAAAAGCAGAGACCUUGAUAAAAACUUCCCAGCAAAACAUGUGCCUUCUGGUCAGCCCAACUAUCUCCUCCUCAUUUAACCUCCCCACAAUUGGCAACUCCAUGGUGACUCAGUUGAAAAGUUAUGGUAUAUUGAGGUUUUAUACUUGUCAGCAAACUUACAGAAGGAGUAAAUAGGCUGGGAAACACAGGCCAUUUUGAGAAAGUGGAGAGGAUCAUAGAAUAAUAAAGUUGGAAGGGACGCUAGAAGUCAUCUAGUCCAACUUUCUGUUCAGUACAGGAUCUAGGAGAUCAUAGUCAGUAAACUGAAAUCUCAUGCUUCAGAGAAAAUGUUCAUUGCCUUCUCAGUCCUCAGAAUUAAAAUAAUAAUAAUAAUAAUUAUUAUUAUUAUUGCAAUAGAGUCUCUUAAAUGGUCCAGUUAACUGAUUAAAAACCAAUAAACAAUGUAUCAGCUAAAAUUAUGAAUUUAUC
Crotalus tigris (Tiger rattlesnake) is the source of this 3815-nucleotide messenger RNA. RefSeq names its product WW domain containing oxidoreductase (gene WWOX). Gene Ontology annotation, biological process: positive regulation of transcription by RNA polymerase II; hippo signaling. The transcript has 11 exons. The record is from RefSeq and is a predicted model, not a curated record. Lineage: Eukaryota; Metazoa; Chordata; Lepidosauria; Squamata; Viperidae. The coding region runs from base 104 to 1492 and encodes 462 amino acids. Gene Ontology annotation, cellular component: cytoplasm; nucleus. Gene Ontology annotation, molecular function: transcription coactivator activity; protein binding.